Cryptotermes secundus is the source of this 342-nucleotide messenger RNA. Its product is annotated as ubiquitin-conjugating enzyme E2 4-like. The transcript has a single exon. The annotation marks the transcript as partial. The record is from RefSeq and is a predicted model, not a curated record. NCBI's taxonomy places the organism in Eukaryota, Metazoa, Arthropoda, Insecta, Blattodea, Kalotermitidae.
AUGUACGAAAGGCUCUCACUUGCUUCAGGUCUGCGUACAGAUCCACCUGAAGGAAUAGAAGCUGCCCCUCUGGAUCAGAAGUGUUGCCACUGGCAAGCAACCAUAACUGGUCCUGUUGGCAGCCCUUAUGAGGGUGGGCUGUUUUAUCUGUACCUGCAAAUUCCAUAUAGCUACCCAAUGUGUCCACCUAUAGUGCGUUUCCUGACACGCAUCUUCCACCCAAAUGUGUCUCGACAUGGGCAUGUUGGCAUUGACUCGAUACAGCACAACUGGAGCCUGGCACUUACCAUAUCGAAAGUUCUCAUCUCUGUGCAGAGUCUGCUGACUGAUCCAUACUGUCAG